This is a messenger RNA of Eupeodes corollae, 1351 nucleotides long. It is a transcript of the gene TfIIB, whose product is annotated as transcription initiation factor IIB. The record is from RefSeq and is a predicted model, not a curated record. Gene Ontology annotation, cellular component: transcription preinitiation complex; nucleus. NCBI's taxonomy places the organism in Eukaryota, Metazoa, Arthropoda, Insecta, Diptera, Syrphidae. The coding region runs from base 178 to 1128 and encodes 316 amino acids. Gene Ontology annotation, biological process: transcription preinitiation complex assembly; transcription initiation at RNA polymerase II promoter. Gene Ontology annotation, molecular function: RNA polymerase II general transcription initiation factor activity; TBP-class protein binding. The transcript has 5 exons.
UGAACGCGACUAAUGUCAAAAUAAAAAGCAAACGUACUUGAAGAAGCUCCAGCUACAGCUAUAUUUUCGCUUUAUUUAAUUCUUGUUAAAUUAAAAUUGAUAAAAUUAUUUAUUUCAAACGUAUUUAUUCGAGUAAAACAUUCUUUUUCACAACCAUUAAUACCAACUAAUCUACAAAUGGCUAGUUCCUCCAGACCUGAUGCUACGAAUAAAGUUUGCUGCUAUGCGCAUCCAGAUGCACCCCUUAUCGAAGACUAUCGUGCAGGCGAUAUGAUUUGCUCGGAAUGUGGCCUUGUUGUUGGUGAUCGCGUAAUCGAUGUUGGUUCUGAAUGGCGUACUUUCAGCAACGAAAAGAGCGGAGUUGAUCCAAGUCGUGUUGGUGGACCGGAAAAUCCUCUCCUUAGUGGGGGCGAUCUCUCUACCAUUAUCGGACCGGGCACUGGGUCUGCAUCUUUUGAUUCAUUCGGAGCGCCCAAAUAUCAAAACAGACGUACGAUGAGCAGCUCGGACAGAUCACUCAUAUCGGCCUUCAAGGAAAUAUCUACUAUGGCAGAUCGCAUUAAUCUGCCCAAAACAAUAGUUGAUCGCGCAAAUAAUCUUUUCAAGCAGGUUCAUGAUGGUAAAAAUCUUAAAGGACGUUCUAACGACGCAAAAGCCUCAGCGUGCCUUUACAUUGCUUGUCGUCAGGAAGGUGUUCCACGUACAUUCAAAGAAAUAUGUGCUGUUAGCAAAAUAAGCAAAAAGGAAAUUGGCAGAUGUUUUAAGCUCACACUGAAGGCCUUGGAGACAAGUGUAGAUCUAAUUACUACGGCAGAUUUUAUGUCCAGAUUUUGUGCUAACUUGGAUCUUCCAAAUAUGGUGCAACGUGCUGCAACACAUAUUGCAAAGAAAGCUGUCGAAAUGGAUAUUGUUCCUGGUCGUUCGCCUAUAUCUGUUGCAGCCGCAGCUAUUUAUAUGGCAUCACAGGCUUCAGAACAUAAGCGUAGCCAAAAGGAAAUUGGCGAUAUUGCUGGUGUUGCAGAUGUUACGAUCCGGCAAUCAUACAAACUAAUGUAUCCACACGCAGCCAAAUUGUUCCCAGAAGACUUUAAAUUCACAACACCAAUUGAACAACUGCCGCAAAUGUAAAUAUUUUUUUUUUGUUUCACAACCUGAAUAACUAUAAUAUUACUAAACAAAAAACUGUGUAUGUAUUUGUAAGGAGUUUUAUUUUCUUUUUUGUAAUUCAUAGAGAAUUAAGUUUGACAAUUGCAGCAAAUAUAACAGUUCAAAUAUUCGCUACAUUUCAAUGAAUUCUUAUGUUAGCUUUUUAGUUUUAAAAUAAAUCAAUAAAUAUUAUUUUGGAAAAAAA